Molecule: messenger RNA, 2353 nt
Organism: Pogona vitticeps (central bearded dragon)
Lineage: Eukaryota; Metazoa; Chordata; Lepidosauria; Squamata; Agamidae
Gene: BCO2
Product: beta-carotene oxygenase 2
Biological process (GO): carotene catabolic process; retinal metabolic process
Cellular component (GO): mitochondrion
Molecular function (GO): carotenoid dioxygenase activity; beta-carotene 15,15'-dioxygenase activity
Source: RefSeq, a predicted model, not a curated record
CGCCGCUUUGCCGUGCACGAGUUGCGCACGCGCGAGUCGAUGCGGGGAAACUUGGGCGGCUCAGAAGAAAGCGGGAAACCUCCCCUGAGGGACGCGCUUUGUUUUUUUUAAAACACAAACCCACACAUAAGAGUAACAAUGACAAGUGACCCGUCAAAGUGUGAGGAAAACAAAAGCAAACGUAAAAAGGAAUCAAAGAAUGAAGUUUCAGAAAAUUCACAGUUGACUUCUUUCGAAAAAACAGAUUUGGCUCUUUCUGAAAGCUCCCACAGAACAGAAGCACUGGAAACAGUUUUAAAUGUUAUAGACAGCCUCGUGCUGAGCCAGAAACAACAGGCAGUCACCAACUUCAGCAACCGGAAGGGCCUGGAAUGCAUCUCCCCAUUUUUCUCCAGUGUGGAGGAGACCCCUCACGUCAUCCCCACAAAGAUUCAAGGCCACGUUCCCAAGUGGCUCAAGGGCAGGCUGCUGAGGAAUGGGCCAGGGAAGUUUGAGUUUGGGGACGACAAGUAUAAUCACUGGUUUGAUGGCAUGGCCCUGUUACACAAGUUCGAAAUUGAAGAUGGCAUCGUGAAGUACAGCAGCAAGUUCCUAAGGAGCGAUUCCUACGUGACUAACAGCAAGCACAACCGGAUCAUGAUUGCUGAGUUUGGAACCAUGGCCGUGCCAGAUCCUUGCAAGACUGUUUUUGAGCGCUUCAUGUCAACGUUCGAAAUGCCAAAACCAACAGACAACUGCAGUGUCAACUUUACGGUCUACAAAGGUGACUAUUAUGCCAGCACAGAGACCAACGUAAUGCACAAAGUGGAUCUGGAAACUCUUAAAUCAAAAGGGAAGGUGAAUUGGGAAAAGUAUAUUGCAGUGAACGGAGCAACUGCCCACCCACAUUAUGACCCAGACGGGACGGCAUACAAUAUGGGCAACUCCUAUGGGAAACAUGGCUCCAACUAUAACAUCAUCUGUGUUCCCCCACAAACGCCUGGCUCCAGUGACUCCAGCCUGGAAGGUGCAAAAGUGUUGUGCACCAUUGAGCCAGAAGACAGGAUGAGACCCUCCUAUUACCACAGCUUCGGAAUGAGUGAGAACUAUGUGAUCUUUCUCGAGCAGCCUCUGAAAAUGACCCUGUGGAAGUUUAUGGCGGCCAAGGCUAUGGGGAGAUCUUUUUUGGAUGGGAUCAGCUGGGAACCUCAGAAAAAUGUUCGAUUCCAUGUAGUGAACAAGAUCACUGGACAGGUGCUGCCUGUGCCAUUGUACAGCAAAGCCUUCUUUUCUUUCCAUCAAAUCAAUGCCUUUGAAGAUGAAGGGUGCAUUGUCCUUGACCUCUGCUGUCACGACCAAGGAGGAGCUCUUGACGUUUACCGUCUGCAGAACCUCCACAAGGCGGGGGAAGCCCUUGACCAGGCCUAUAAUUCCAUGGGAAGGCCCUAUCCACGGCGCUUCGUUCUGCCGCUCAGUGUAGACGCCAAGAAACCAGUGGGGCAGAAUCUCAGCCCUCUGUCCUACACAUCUGCUACAGCCGUGAAGGAGGCUGACGGGAAGAUCUGGUGCACCUAUGAAAGUCUACAUAAUGAGACUCUUGAAGCAAAAGGAGGCCUGGAAUUUCCCCAGAUUAACUAUGCUCGUUACAAUGGGAAGAAAUACCGCUACUUCUACGGCUGCGGCUUUGGGCAUAUAAUUGGAGACUCGUUGAUCAAAACAGACGUACAAACCAAGGAGAUGAAGAUUUGGAAAGAGGAUGGAAGGUAUCCCUCUGAACCCGUGUUUGUGCCAGAACCUAACUCUGCUGCUGAAGACAGCGGAAUCAUUCUCUCUGUUGUGCUCACACCCAAGCAGAAUCAAGGCAGUUUCCUGCUCAUUCUGGAUGCUAAGAAUUUCACGGAAUUGGGUCGGGCAGAAGUGCCGGUGCAGAUCCCCUAUGGCUUCCAUGGGGUUUUUGUCCCACGUUAAAAAAGUUUCCAUCGGCCUCUCCCCACCUGCGGAGGAGAUCUGAAGACACCUGCUCCCUGAUAAUCUUCAUGAGUUCUUUCUCAUGACCUCUGGCGAAUUGCUUAAUCUUAACAAGUGUUGGCUUCCUGAUUGAUCUAGUGGGAUCUGAAUAAGUAACCUCAAUCUGUAGAGAUAACGUGAGAAAAAACUUCUUUGUGACUAGGAUGUGUUUUGCCAGUGAAAGAUAGAUGAACACAGCCCGGAUAAAAAGGAUUUAUUUAGAGGAGGCUGUCAUGGAUUGUGAUCUUUAAAAUGAACAUUCUAUUCUCUGCUAUUUUUUUAAUUGAUUAUCUCUAUUGCGAUUUAUUAUAGAGAAAAUUUAAUAACAUAGCCUUUAUUUUUGCUGUAUUAAACUAAUGUGAUUGAA